Messenger RNA from Elaeis guineensis (African oil palm), 1692 nucleotides. RefSeq lists its product as uncharacterized. Lineage: Eukaryota; Viridiplantae; Streptophyta; Magnoliopsida; Arecales; Arecaceae. Gene Ontology annotation, molecular function: protein binding; RNA binding. Gene Ontology annotation, biological process: spliceosomal snRNP assembly. The record is from RefSeq and is a predicted model, not a curated record. Gene Ontology annotation, cellular component: SMN complex.
CAACCCUCCGAUGUAAGGACCUGCUCAUCUACUCUCAUUCUCCUACCUAGCCCCCGCCCCCGCUCCCUGGUUUUGUCCUAUUUUUUUUUUUCUUUUUCGUUUUUGUUGCGUAAUUAAAAUUUUAGUUUAAAAAGUGUAAAAAUUAUACAUUUCAAUCUCCACACGGUUCUUCUCGAUCGUUACAGAGGGCUUCGAUUGCCUUCGAUUUCUUUUUUUCAAACAAAAAACAUUCUGACGAGGGUUGGGAUCUCGAGAUUGUUAGUGGUCGUUUUUGGGGCUAGGGUUUCUGGAUAGUGAGAGUUUUUUUAGUUGGUAUUCGAUCGCCUUCCUUUCGAUUUUGCCGAAAGGAUUCUUUAGGGUUGAGGGUCUUGCCUUUUAGAUUCUUGGAUGGAGAAGAGAAAGGUGGCCGUUCCUCUCGUCUGCCAUGGACAUUCGCGGCCGGUGGUGGAUUUGUUCUACAGCCCCGUUACUCCAGACGGAUUCUUUCUCAUCAGCGCGAGCAAAGAUGCCAGUCCUAUGCUGAGAAAUGGUGAGACAGGAGACUGGAUUGGAACUUUUGAAGGGCAUAAGGGUGCCGUCUGGAGUUGCUGCCUUGAUACCAAUGGUUUACGCGCUGCAUCUGGUUCAGCUGAUUUCACAGCGAAAAUAUGGGAUGCAUUAACUGGAGAUGAAUUACACUCGUUUGAACACAAGCACAUUGUUCGCGCAUGUGCCUUUUCCGAGGACACACACCUGUUGCUCACUGGAGGAGUCGAAAAAAUGUUACGGAUAUUUGAUUUGAAUCAUCCAGAUGCACCUCCAAGAGAAGUUGAUAAAUCACCUGGUUCGAUUAGAACUGUUGCUUGGCUUCAUAGUGAUCAGACAAUAUUAAGUUCUUGCACCGAUAUUGGGGGUGUGAGGUUAUGGGAUGUAAGAAGUGGAAAUAUUGUCCAAACUCUUGAGACCAAGUCACCCGUUACCAGUGCUGAAGUUAGCCAAGAUGGCAGAUAUAUCACUACUGCUGAUGGAUCAUCUGUCAAGUUUUGGGAUGCAAACCAUUUUGGACUUGUUAAAAGCUACAACAUGCCAUGUACUGUUGAAUCAGCUUCGCUUGAACCAAAACUUGGCAACAGAUUCAUUGCUGGAGGCGAAGAUAUGUGGAUUCAUGUUUUUGAUUUUCAUACUGGGGAGCAGAUCACUUGCAAUAAGGGUCAUCAUGGACCUGUCCAUUGUGUACGGUUUUCUCCAGUAGGUGAAUCAUAUGCUUCAGGUUCAGAAGAUGGGACCAUAAGAAUAUGGCAGAUGAGUCCUGCCACUGCUGAUGAGAAUGAGGUGACCGGGGCGAACGGUUCUGCUGGAAAAGUGAAGGUUGGUGCAAAUGAAGUUGCUCGGAAAAUCGAGGGUUUUCACAUUAGCAAGGAUGGACCUAGCGAGGGGUAGGAUGCUGCCUCACUAGAUUCCCGAUGCUGCGCUCGAUAGCGUAUAAGAAGGCUUAUUCCUUAUUGAUCCAAUUACCCCCUCUAAGCUUUGGAGGGUGUGGUUGCUAUUAAAUGGGUGCCCUUCUCAUGCUUAAUUGCAGCCGUCUUCUAAGAAUAACCAGCCGAGGUUCCAUGUGCUUUAUUGAACAAUCCUUUAUAAAGAAACUUAAAAACCUUGUGCUGUAUAUUUAAUAUUUUGAUCUUUGUGGAGUUAUAUUAGUGUGGUGGUACUAUA